GGAAGUAAAUCACGGCAGUUCCGGUUGUAAAGAUGUCGCCGUCCUUGUUCAAUUUUGUCAACGCUAAAGAGAAAUUUAUGACUGCUGCUAGAGAUGCGUUAGAUGGUAAAACCUGCAAGCAAGUAGUUAAUGUGUUUAAUCAGAUCUCCGGGAAUGAGACAGAAAAGAAGACCACACUAGACCAGGCUUUGAGGGGUGUUCUUGGUGAUCUGAUGGAUGAGCGGAAGGAUAACUGUGAUGAUUGUCUGUCCCUCAUCUACUUGAGUAUUGACGCUGUCACUGAGGGUAUCUGCUCCGCUACGACUCCUUUUAUUCUGCUUGGAGAUGUUCUGGACUGCCUUCCUCUUGACCUGUGUGACAAAAUAUUCUCUUUUGUUGAGGAAAAUGUUUCUACAUGGAAAUCGAACUCCUUUUAUACUGCAGGGAAGAACUAUUUGCUGAGGAUGUGCAACGAUCUUUUAAGGAGGCUGUCCAAAUCCCAGAACACAGUAUUCUGUGGAAGAAUCCAGCUUUUCCUUGCACGGCUCUUUCCUUUGUCUGAAAAAUCGGGCCUCAACCUACAGAGCCAAUUUAAUCUGGAAAAUGUAACAGUAUUUAACAAAAAUGAGCAAGAAACCACUUUUGGCCAGAAGACAGUUGAAAAGGAAGAUGGUAUGGAGGUGGAGGAGGGGGAGAUGGGGGAGGAUGAUGCCCCUGCGCCAUGUUCUAUUCCCAUUGACUACAACUUGUACAGAAAGUUCUGGAUGUUGCAGGACUACUUCAGAAAUCCGUUGCAGUGCUACGAAAAAUUCUUGUGGAUAACAUUUGUUAAGUACUCUGAUGAGACCCUCGCUGUGUUCAAGAGCUACAAGCUGGAUGACACGCAGGCUUCUAAGAAGAAGAUGGAGGAGCUGAGAGCAUCUGAUGGGGAACAUGUUUACUUCGCCAAGUUCCUCACAAGUGAGAAGUUGAUGGACUUGCAGCUCAGCGACAGCAACUUCAGGCGUCACAUUCUUGUACAGUAUCUCAUCCUCUUUCAGUAUCUGAAGGGGCAGGUCAAAUUUAAAAGCUCCAGCUGCGUCUUGAAUGAUGACCAGAAUACAUGGAUUGAAGAUACAACUAAACUUGUGUAUCAGCUGCUGAGAGAAAUUCCUCCUGAUGGAGACAAGUUUGCCUCCAUGGUUGAGCAUAUCCUCAACACAGAGGAAAACUGGAACGCCUGGAAAAACGAGGGAUGUCCGAGCUUUGUUAAGGAAAGAACAGUAGAUGAGAAACCGAAAAGGCCCACCAGGAAAAGACAAGCUCCAGAGGACUUCCUUGGAAAAGGGCCAGACCGAAAGAUUUUCAUGGGAAAUGAUGAGUUGACUCGACUGUGGAACCUGAACCAGGACAACAUGGAAGCGUGCAAGUCCGACAGCAGAGAGUUCCUGCCAUCGCUGGACGAGUUCUUCACUGAAGCCAUUGAGCAGGCUGACCCCGCCAACAUGGUGGAGGAGGAGUAUAAGGUUGUGCGUAACCCAAACUAUGGCUGGCGAGCUUUGAGGCUGCUGUCCAGGAGAAGUCCUCACUUCUUUCAACCAACAAACCAAAAGUUUAAGAGCUUGGCGGAUUACCUGGACAGCAUGGUUAGCAAACUGGCCAAAGAACUACCGAAAGAUAUUCCCUCAGAAGAAAUCAAGACUGGGGAAGAGGAUGAUGAUGAAAAUGGAGACAAUCUUCUGAAAGACAGCAACGACAGUCCAAGCAUUCAGAGCAAACUGGUGACAAACCAGCAGAUGGAUGACGUCGCAGCCAAACUGGGCUCCCAGUGGAAAACGCUGGCUUCUCAUUUGGAGAUGAAGGCGGCAGAUUUGCGGGAAAUCGAGACCGACAGCGAGGACAUUGACAUGCAGGCCAAACUUCUGCUGGUGGCCUGGCAGGACAGAGAAGGAACACAAGCUACUGUGGAGAACCUGGUCACAGCUCUGAACGCUGCAGGCUACUCCCAGCUGGCAGACAGUCUCAACGAGUCUUAAAAUACUCCGUUUGUUGCCCAACGUGCUCUUUCAUUUGUUGAAGCAUCCUUCGUCGUACAGAAGCUGUUGGAUAUACAUUUUGUAUGUAGUUCAGAACUUUUUCACCUGUAGAAAUGCAAUAAAAGGUUGUUUUUAUUUUUAAUCACUUCCACUUCGUAGUCACAGAAAACGUUACAUUUUGCUUUAAACAGUUUAUUUUUUACCACCUAUGAAGCAGCGAUCAAUAACUUAAUACAGAAAAUGGAGCUUUCGGGUUUUACAUGUUGUGGCGAUCAGGAAACCUGCACG
Messenger RNA from Nematolebias whitei (Rio pearlfish), 2282 nucleotides. It is a transcript of the gene thoc1, whose product is annotated as THO complex 1. Bases 33 to 1994 code for a protein of 653 amino acids. NCBI's taxonomy places the organism in Eukaryota, Metazoa, Chordata, Actinopteri, Cyprinodontiformes, Rivulidae. Gene Ontology annotation, cellular component: THO complex part of transcription export complex. The record is from RefSeq and is a predicted model, not a curated record. The transcript has 21 exons. Gene Ontology annotation, molecular function: protein binding. Gene Ontology annotation, biological process: signal transduction; regulation of DNA-templated transcription elongation; mRNA export from nucleus.